AUGCAAGUUCAAACCACUGACGGAUUUUUAUUAAACCUCGAUGAUGUUGUUGUUGAAAAUUGUCUGCACUUACAAGACAAAAAUAUCACCCCUCCUAAAGAGUCCUUGAAAUUGAAGGGGGUAAAGCUGGAUGUUAUGAAGACGAUAAUUGAAUGGUGCAGAAUGAGCACCAAUCGUGAGAUAUUCGACAUACCUGAAGGUGAAUCGAGAGAAUGGAGAUGGAGUCUGGCGAAGUGGAACUCCGACUUUUUGCUUGAAAACCGGGGACAGCUCAUCGAACUCACACUUGCGGCAAUUGAACUUGGUUCCAACAGGCUGAAGGAGUCCUGCUGCUUGGCGAUAGCGAUGGACAUUCGUGAAAAUGGCUCGGCCAGUAGUUUUUUGGGAUCUGUAAUAGAUGCCUAA
This is a messenger RNA of Rodentolepis nana, 405 nucleotides long. Lineage: Eukaryota; Metazoa; Platyhelminthes; Cestoda; Cyclophyllidea; Hymenolepididae. The record is from the annotation of a GenBank genome assembly.